Messenger RNA from Naumovozyma castellii, 2460 nucleotides. RefSeq names its product trifunctional dihydropteroate synthetase/dihydrohydroxymethylpterin pyrophosphokinase/dihydroneopterin aldolase FOL1 (gene FOL1). The record is from RefSeq and is a predicted model, not a curated record. NCBI's taxonomy places the organism in Eukaryota, Fungi, Ascomycota, Saccharomycetes, Saccharomycetales, Saccharomycetaceae. Bases 1 to 2460 code for a protein of 819 amino acids. The transcript has a single exon.
AUGCUUAGAACGAUAUCGAACACAGUGAAUAAUGACAGCAUCAUCGUGAAAAAUUUGAAAUUACAAAGCAUUGUAGGGUUAGAUGCAUGGAAUGCAAGAAAUCCUCAGACAUGUCUGAUAUCCAUGACAUUAAACACAAAUUUCAAAGAAAGUUCUGCCACUGAUGAUUUGAAAUUCUCAUUGAACUACGCUGUGUUGUGUAAUGACAUAACAAAUUUGGCCCAAUCUAAGAAGGAAUGGAAAAGUGUAUAUGCGUUUAGUAAUGCAAUUAGUUCUUAUACUAUGAACAAGUACGAACAGGUAGACAAGUUGAACCUUGACGUGCAGCUGACAAACGCUCAUCUGCGAACUCAAAACGUAUCAUUCCAAGUUGGUAUUGAUAGAAACGAUAAGAUUCCUGCAUCUAAAUAUAUGCUUAUAAAAAAUUUAGAUUUAUUUACAUUGAUUGGUGUCUUCAAUUUUGAAAGACUACAGAAACAAAAACUUUCACUUGAUAUUAAAUUACCUGUCACUGACGAACACUCUGAUAUCCCAUUCAAAACUAUUAUUGAUAAGGUUGUGACAUACACGGAGGGUGCAAAUUUUAAGACAGUGGAAGCAUUGGGGGAAUGUAUUAUUAAGCUUGUUUCCCAAGAUCCUUUUUAUCAGGAUACGGCUUUCUUGCAUUCUCUUAUAGAAGUCACGGUUAUUAAACAUAAUGCCAUCACUGAAACUGAUGGUGUCGGUAUAUCAUGUGCAAGAUCUCCAGAAGAGGUAGUUUCUAAUCCAACCAUCAAAUUGAAUGGAACUAAAGAAAGUAGUGAAUCAAAUGGGUAUAACAUGCCCGUGGACCAAUCUACUGCCAUUGCAACAACCAGCACAGAUAUAAACACCAAAUAUAAUACUGCAUAUCUAGCAUUUGGAUCCAAUGUGGGUGACAGGGUCUCCAAUAUUAAAUUGGCUUUCGAUGCAUUGAAACGAGAGAACGAAAAGAUUGUAAUUUUGGAUCAAUCUUCAUUUUUCGAGAGUGAACCCAUGUAUUUUAAGGACCAAGAACCCUUCAUUAACGGUUGUAUCAAAAUUAAGACAAUACUUUCGCCUCAUGAAUUGCUACGUGUUUGCAAACAUAUCGAAUAUGAAGUCUUGGGGAGAGUGAAGCAUUUCGAUAAUGGUCCUAGAUCAAUUGAUUUGGAUAUUGUCCUGUAUCAAAACGCAGACAAUGAGCCUAUAUUGAUUAAUGACGAAGAUUUGAUCAUCCCACACCCUCGUAUGUUAGAGAGAAGUUUUGUCCUAGAACCACUCUGUCAACUACUUCCUCCAACGACUCGACAUCCUAUUACAGCAGAACCAAUCUGGAAUCAUCUAGAUGAACUAUAUGCGAAGGGCAACGAUGAGGACAAUUUAUGGCUAGUAACACCACUACCUGGGAAGACUCUCAAUACGAAGAAGGAAAAAUUUCUUAAAUUCAAGACUGUUACAGUAAAGGACCCUAUUACUAACUUAUCCAAACGAGAAUCUGUUUCACCUACAUAUAUCAUGCACAUUUUAAAUGUAACACCAGAUUCGUUCUCUGAUGGAGGGAAAUAUUAUUCACCUGAAAAUAUCUCGACCACAUUACAUCACCUCGUACAGGUUACCCAGGAGGUUUUGAAGUUACAUGAUUGUAUUAUUAUUGACGUUGGUGGUUGUUCUACUCGCCCCAACUCUGAACAGGUAUCUGAAAAGAAUGAGUUGGGUAGAGUUAUCCCAAUUAUUUCCGCUAUAAGAACAUGCAAAGAAUUACCCAAGGAUAAAGUGAUUAUUUCAGUCGAUACGUAUCGUAGCACGGUUAGCCAACAAGCUUUUGAAGCGGGUGCUGAUAUUGUCAACGACAUUUCAGGUGGUGCUUUUGAUUCUAACAUGUUCUCGCAAUCUGCCCGUAUUGGAGGUGGUUAUGUCUUGUCACAUACCAGGGGGACUAUCUCCACUAUGAACAAACUGACAGAUUAUACUUGGAAAAAUACAGACGUUAUGGAAGGAAAAUAUGUUCAUUACAUUAGUGGUAAGGAGAUAGACCCUAAGAAUGAACAAUUGACUUUAAUUACCACUAUUGGCCAAGAAUUAAGUGUACGUUUCCUUGCCGCAUUGGAUAGUGGCCUACAUCGUGGACAAAUGAUAUUGGAUCCAGGUCUUGGAUUUGCUAAGAAUUUGGACCAAAAUUUGGAAAUUAUUCGUACUAUCCCAUUAUUAAAAAAUUAUUCAUGUGUGACACCGGAUGGUCGUUUUGUCACUUUUAAGAAUCUACCAAUCUUGUUAGGUCCUUCAAGAAAGAAAUUCAUAGGAACCAUUACUAUGGAACCAGAGCCACAUAAUAGAGAUUUCGCCACUGGUUCCGUAGUUGCUUCUUGCAUUGGUUAUGGCACAGAUAUAGUUAGGGUACAUGACUCAAUCAAUUGCUCCAAGAGUGUGAAAAUAGCCGAUAAGAUAUAUAAGAAAGUGUAA